Molecule: messenger RNA, 1905 nt
Organism: Williopsis jadinii
Lineage: Eukaryota; Fungi; Ascomycota; Saccharomycetes; Phaffomycetales; Wickerhamomycetaceae
Gene: MNS1
Product: mannosyl-oligosaccharide 1,2-alpha-mannosidase
Exons: 1
Coding region: 1-1905 (634 amino acids)
Biological process (GO): carbohydrate metabolic process; N-glycan processing
Cellular component (GO): endoplasmic reticulum; membrane
Molecular function (GO): calcium ion binding; mannosyl-oligosaccharide 1,2-alpha-mannosidase activity
Source: RefSeq, a predicted model, not a curated record
AUGGCUGCGAAGGGGCUGGUUGUGGUUUUGGUGUUCUACCUGUUCUACAACGUUGGUAAGUACAUGAGACACGAGAUCAACGCUUCAUCGGAGGACUCAGGCACUGCCAAUGCUCCAAUGAACGACUGGAAGUUUGCACAGAGCGAAGUUAAAAGGGUUUUCAAGGAGUCCUGGAAGCACUAUGAGAAGGACGCGUGGGGUAAAGACGUUUACCACCCUCUUUCCCAUAAAGGUGAGAAUAUGGGUCCAAAGCCCCUGGGUUGGAUCAUUGUUGAUUCUUUAGAUACUUUGCAACUCAUGGGCCUGGAGCAGGAGUUCAAAACGGCCUCUGCCUGGGUGGAAAACGAAUUGACAUACGACAUGGAUUAUCAGGUUAAUGUCUUUGAAACUACAAUAAGAAUGCUGGGAGGUUUACUUUCUGCCUACUACCUCUCUGCAAAUGAUAUGUUUCUGGAUAAGGCUGUUGAUCUGGCAGAUCGUUUGAUCGGGGCCUUCGAUUCACCAUCAGGUAUCCCAUACUCCUCGGUUAACCUUCACACGAAGAAAGGUAUCAAGAACCACGUUGAUAACGGUGCUUCUUCGACUGCAGAAGUGGCAACCCUACAGUUGGAGUUCAAGUAUUUGGCCAAGCUAACAGGGGAGCAGAUGUAUUGGGAAAAGGUUGAAAAGAUCAUGAAGGUUUUGGAUGACAAUCAUCCAAAGGCAGGGUUGGCUCCGAUCUACGUCAAUACAGAUACCGGUAAAUAUCAAGGCAACCUCAUCAGAUUGGGCUCACGUGGUGAUUCCUACUACGAAUACCUGUUGAAGCAGUACUUACAGACAGAAGAAGGCGAGCCUAUCUAUAACGCAAUGUACCAGGAGUCUGUUCGUGGUAUGAAGGAUAAGCUGCUGAGAACUUCAAGACCAAAUGGCCUAGCAUUCUUGGGUGAGUUGGAGAAUGGUGUUGGUGCACCACUGUCGAACAAGAUGGACCACUUGGUUUGCUUCAUUGGUGGAUUGUUUGCCCUUGGUGCUACUGAAGGUGAGACUCUGAAAAAGGCUAGAAAAUCGUCCAAUUGGAACAAGAUCAAAGAGGAUGAUAUCCUUUUGGCAAAGGACAUCACACAUACUUGUUAUGAGAUGUACCAUCAAACUGCUACGGGAUUGGCUCCUGAAAUUGUCGUCUUCAACACUGCUCACGAUUCAACAACAGACUUCAUCAUCAAACCACUGGAUAAACAUAACUUGCAGAGACCAGAAACUGUUGAGAGUCUGUUCAUCCUUUACAGAAUUACAGGCGAUGUUAUCUACAGAAGAUGGGGGUGGGAAAUCUUCAAAUCUUUUGAGAAAUAUACAAGAACUCCUGAUGGUGCCUACACUUCGCUGGAUGAUGUUACUGUGAUCCCACCAAAGCAGGCUGACAACAUGGAAUCCUUCUGGUUGGCAGAGACUUUGAAAUACCUGUACCUGUUGUUUGAUGAUACAAACCUCACACCGUUGGAUGAAGUUAUUUUCAACACAGAGGCACAUCCAUUCCCAAAGUUUUCAAUGAAUCCAUUGUUCAAGACCGGAUGGCAAAGAUCAACCGUUUCACCGGAGAAGCAAGAGACCCUUGAGCAAAAACCAAAGGAGGCCAAGGGGAACGUUAGACAACCAAUUGGUGAAAAGAUCGAAAAGAAGAUUUCGUCAUCGGCACCUUUGUCAAACAAGAAGAAGCCAGAGUCCGAGGAAGCGAAGCUUGAUAAGCCUCCUCAAGCUGCGAAGCCUGCGAAGCCAGCUGCCGAAGAGCUGGAAGAAGUUUUGGAAUUAGCCGGAGGUGUUGAUGAAGACCAGUUUGCAAACCAAGAAGCGAUCGAUGAUUCACUUGCAGAGAGAUUGAGAGAAGGCGGCGUUGACCGUAUCCUUCAGAAGGUGAUUGAUGAGUGA